Messenger RNA from Trichosporon asahii var. asahii CBS 2479, 519 nucleotides. RefSeq names its product Rpl39. The record is from RefSeq and is a predicted model, not a curated record. Bases 1 to 519 code for a protein of 172 amino acids. Gene Ontology annotation, molecular function: structural constituent of ribosome. NCBI's taxonomy places the organism in Eukaryota, Fungi, Basidiomycota, Tremellomycetes, Trichosporonales, Trichosporonaceae. Gene Ontology annotation, cellular component: ribosome; cytosolic large ribosomal subunit. The transcript is spliced from 3 exons. Gene Ontology annotation, biological process: translation.
AUGCCUUCCCAGAAGUCUUUCAUCGUUAAGCAGAAGCUUGCCAAGAAGGCUCGCCAGAACCGCCCCAUCCCCCAGUGGUUCCGUCUUAAGACCGACAGACUGUACACGACACGAGGAAGGGUCGUCUGGCUGGCACCUGGAGAAAGUCUGAGUGCGGCGUUGGGUCGUCUGCGCGGCCGAUCUUUCGACACUCUGAUGCGUGUGAAGAUUUUGUCGCUGCACUCCAGUCCUCAAUACUCUCUCCAGCCGCUAGCCCGUGCGCUAUCGUUGAUCUCUUCGAUCCGCUUCUCGACAUCCAUUCAGCUGUACGACCAUCUGCAUUUGCACAAAUCUGCGCGACACGCUAUCUUUCUCUCAACUUUACCGACUGCUCGUGCGCUGCUCGUGCGAAUGAACGAACGAAACCAUGUCCGAAUGUUCAUCGCAGUCUCGUCCCGUGUCGCCGUUGCUGUCCCAGUAUCCCGUCCCCAAGCCAAACCCUCGUCUCCAAGCUAUCAAGUUCCGAGUACCGCCAGCUAA